AUGGCGCUUCGGGAUGGUCUCAGAGUUGCUUGGGAGCAGGGUUGUCGUCGCCUGAUUUGCGAAUCGGAUUGCCUUGAGCUGGUUCGUAACCUGGCCAAUGUGGAUUGGGUGAGUAUGCAUAGUCAUGGUGGUAUUCUCAGGGAGAUUAGAGACAUGAUGGGUUGGAGCUGGAAAAUAGAUAUUUCGUGGAUUGCCAUAGAAGGGAACAUGGUGGCGGAUUGGCUAGCGAAGCGGGGGUCCUCUCUUGUGUCGUCAGGGAUCCAUGAGCUAGCGUUGCCUCCCCCAGAGUUGAAAAUCCUUCUCUUGAAGGAUUCCCUUGGUGUUUCUUAG
Molecule: messenger RNA, 330 nt
Organism: Lotus japonicus
Lineage: Eukaryota; Viridiplantae; Streptophyta; Magnoliopsida; Fabales; Fabaceae
Exons: 1
Coding region: 1-330 (109 amino acids)
Molecular function (GO): RNA-DNA hybrid ribonuclease activity; nucleic acid binding
Source: RefSeq, a predicted model, not a curated record